ACACAUUUCUGGUUUUAUUUCUCAGUUAGGCGUGAGACCUUUGCUCGGAUGACUGUCUAGGAAACUGAAAAAUCAAUCACAGAGAGACAUUAAUGAAAGGAAAAGGAGCAACACAACAACCGUGACAUCAACAUGAACUUGGGUUUCUUCUUCACCAUCACCUUUCUUAUGUUUAGCACAGUCAGCGGAUGUAAGGUAGACGUCCAACAGUCGCCGGAGCUGAUCAGAGAAAAGCAGGAUCAGUCCGUGUCCAUCCCAUGCUCCGUCUCCGUGUCCAGCUGUCCAAAGAGCCAGCCUCACAUCUCUUGGUAUGUGUUCAGGAAUGACUCUCACUACCAGCUCGAUUUGAAAGCCCACUCGCUGAAGUACACACUGGAGCAACAGGGCCUGAAAAUCAGCUCUCUGUCAGAACCAGACUCUGGGGUUUAUCUCUGUGCAGCGGCUCUGCUGGAUGUGGCUCACUAUGGGGCGCAGGCAAUCGGACGGGGAACCACUUUAAAAGUCUCAGAGACGAGCUUAAAUGUCUCUCAAGCACUGUUGUUGACAUUGCUUGUCCUGCUGACUGUGUACAGCCUCCUCGUCCUGGUCAUCAUCAUCUGCAUAAAGAUUGGAAAAUUCGAUUUAGUCUUUAAAAGAAGAUGGAGUAAAAGUGAGAAAAAGGAGAACUCAGCUAAGCAAGUGCUUUUCAGCGGAGUGAUGCAAGAACUGGCCAAGAGGAACUUAGUUGGUGGCAAAAUUCAGUCGCACUACAAAGUUUCACAAGACAAGUCUACAGCUCUUCAGAAUAGUGAAGAUCUUUACCAAAAUCUUGAUGAGUGAAAGAAAACCACUGCCCUGAUCCACACUUGUCCCUGCAAACCUGGAAGCUAUAAUUUGGGGAAAUGACGUUUCUUUCAACAUAUUGGAUUUUUGCACUCAUUUAAAAAAUCGUCAUGUGAAAAAUUAAACUUGAAAUAAACUUGAUGUUGUAAUAUGGUGGUUGGGUGACCCAAGAUUGUGA
Molecule: messenger RNA, 1000 nt
Organism: Carassius carassius (crucian carp)
Lineage: Eukaryota; Metazoa; Chordata; Actinopteri; Cypriniformes; Cyprinidae
Product: immunoglobulin superfamily member 6
Exons: 6
Coding region: 133-819 (228 amino acids)
Source: RefSeq, a predicted model, not a curated record